Protopolystoma xenopodis is the source of this 207-nucleotide messenger RNA. The record is from the annotation of a GenBank genome assembly. NCBI's taxonomy places the organism in Eukaryota, Metazoa, Platyhelminthes, Monogenea, Polystomatidea, Polystomatidae.
AUGGGUCCAGAAAGUCUUCACGUUGCUACCUUGCCUGUCUGUUAUGAUUCGCUGCAACAUACUGCUGUGUAUUGCAUAGCUAAUACACGACUAACGGAGAUGGUUGAGUCUUUGAAAAUGUACGAUCCUGACCUCGAUCAAUGGACUCCAAUCGCCCCGAUGCGAUUCCGACGAAUUGGCCUUGGCGUUGCUGUAUUAAAUCGGUAA